AUGGAAGAAAUCGGCAUAGCGAUCAAACCUGAGGAGACGAUUCCCAUCACUACAGAGACGAGCGAAAUACUUGAAGAAUUAAAUGAAGAGGAUUUAUACACAAAACUUAAAAAACUUCAAAGACAUCUCGAAUUUUUAGAGUUGCAAGAAGAGUACAUAAAAGAUGAACAAAAGAAUUUAAAACGUGAAUUAAUCCGGGCUCAAGAAGAAGUUAAAAGAAUUCAGUCCGUACCUUUGGUGAUUGGACAAUUCUUGGAACCGAUCGAUCAACACACAGGAAUUGUAGGCUCUACGACAGGAUCUAAUUAUGUUGUUCGAAUUCUCAGCACAAUUGAUCGUGAAUUAUUAAAACCGUCCUCUUCAGUAGCACUUCAUCGUCACUCAAAUUCAUUAGUUGAUGUGUUACCUCCAGAGGCCGAUAGUAGCAUUGCCAUGCUUGGAGCAGAUGAAAAGCCUGAUGUAACAUAUUCGGAUGUUGGAGGGCUUGACAUUCAAAAACAAGAAAUUCGGGAAGCAGUAGAACUUCCAUUGACACACUUUGAUUUGUAUAGACAAAUUGGAAUUGAUCCUCCAAGGGGUGUUUUGUUAUAUGGUCCACCAGGAACAGGAAAAACUAUGCUUGUAAAAGCUGUUGCUCAUCAUACCACUGCUUCUUUUAUCCGAGUUGUCGGCUCCGAAUUUGUUCAAAAAUAUUUAGGUGAGGGACCUCGUAUGGUUCGUGAUGUGUUUCGAUUGGCUCGCGAAAAUUCACCAUCCAUCAUUUUUAUCGAUGAGAUUGAUGCAAUCGCUACCAAACGAUUUGAUGCGCAAACUGGUGCUGAUCGUGAAGUACAAAGGAUUCUUUUGGAGUUAUUAAAUCAGAUGGAUGGGUUUGAUCAAACAUCAAAUGUGAAGGUCAUUAUGGCUACAAAUCGCGCUGACACAUUAGAUCCGGCUUUGCUGAGACCCGGACGUCUCGAUCGAAAGAUUGAAUUUCCUACUCCUGAUAGACGUCAAAAGCGUUUAAUCUUUUCUACAAUUACUUCUAAUAUGAAUCUUUCCGAGGAAGUUGACCUCGAAGAUUUCAUAUCUCGACCAGAUAAACUUAGUGGUGCCGAAAUUCAUGCUAUCUGUCAAGAGGCCGGUAUGCAAGCUGUCCGAAAGAAUCGUUAUGUUAUUCUUAGUAAAGAUAUAGAAAAGGGAUAUAAAGCCAAUGUCAAGAAGGCCGAUACAGAUUUUGAAUUUUACAAAUAA
Funneliformis caledonium is the source of this 1233-nucleotide messenger RNA. Lineage: Eukaryota; Fungi; Glomeromycota; Glomeromycetes; Glomerales; Glomeraceae. The record is from the annotation of a GenBank genome assembly.